Neolamprologus brichardi is the source of this 3057-nucleotide messenger RNA. The record is from RefSeq and is a predicted model, not a curated record. Lineage: Eukaryota; Metazoa; Chordata; Actinopteri; Cichliformes; Cichlidae.
ACAAACAUGGCCGCGUUAUAGUGGCUCGGAGCCCCACAAAUCGAAAGAAAGAAGUUCACUUUUUGUUGGUACACUUUGGGACUGCACAACCACUCAAAGUGUUAAAUAUUGGGAGCUGAAACGAAUAAAUCUAUCGGUGCGGCGUUUUUGGGCGAUAAUGAAUUGUCGCAACAACCAACGUUUUACGGCAGUGGAGUUUCAGUUUGAUUGGACGCUUUGUGCCGUAAACAGUGUCGGUUAAAGAACACAUGGGACGGAGCUGAGGUAGCGUGUACAUCUGAAAUACAGACAUUAGGAUGGAAACUCAAUCAAAAAAAACCUUUUCUCCUAAAAAUGGGAAGAAGUUCAUGCAGAAAGGAAAAGGUAAAGAUUCCACAGGGACCAAAUUUGGUGGAAAACCGGGCAGCAAAAAGCCCUUCAAACAGUACAACAAUGCAGAGAGGAAGAGCCGACCGGGGAAGGGCCGGGAUGGCGGCAAGAAACAAACAAAGUUUUCUUUCUCUAAAGGAGGGAAGAGGAAACUGACAGGUGCUAAAGAUGAAGGAGGAGAGGGUGAAGGUCCUGGGGCUAAGAAGGUGAAGAAGGAUGGGUUUAAAUCAAAUGAGAAGCUCACAAAGGAGGAGCUGAAGAAGAACAGGCAACAGAGAAAGAAGGACCUGAAGAGGAGUCGACAGGAAGCUGAGAGGAAGGACAUGUAUGAGAUCAUCAAUCAGUCCAAACAUAUGUGGGGAGACCUCAGGAGGAAGAACUGCGAGAAAGACCUGAAGAAGAAACGGCUGAGAGAGCUUCGUGAUCUGAUCCAUGGAAAAGUCAAACAGAUGGCGUUUGCUCACGACGCCGUGCGAGUGCUGCAGUGCUACAUUCAGUUCAGCAACCACGAGCAGAGGCAGGAAGUGUUUGAGGAGCUCAAAGAUGACAUCCUGAGUUUGAGCAAGUCACAGUACGGCAGACAUGUGGUGAAAAAGCUGCUGAUGUACGGGAACAAAGAGCUGGUGGCAGCAGUGAUUAACAGGUUUAAAGGUCACGUGCGACAGAUGCUCCGGCACGCCGCUGCCUCGUCCAUCAUCGAGUAUGCGUACAAUGACAAAGCGGUGCUCGCACAGAGGCUCAUCCUUACAGAUGAGCUAUACGGCAACACCUACACUGUCUGCAAGUCAUACGAGUUCAACACCCUUGAGAAAGUUGUAAGGACGAACCCGGACAAGCUGAACAACAUCAUGGACGAGAUGAAGCAGAUUCUCACACCCAUGGCCCAGAAGGAACAAGUGAUCAAACACUCUCUAGUCCACAAAGUCUUCCUGGAUUUCUUCCAGUGUGCUCCUGAGAAACAGAGAACGGAGAUGAUCGAGUCCAUCAGACAGUCUGUCGUCUACAUGGCCCACACUCACGACGGAGCCCGAGUGGCGAUGAACUGCUUGUGGCACGGCACAGCCAAGGACCGAAAAGUCAUCAUAAAAACUAUGAAGACCUACAUGGUGAAAUUUGCCAUGGGGGAGUUUGCUCACCUGGUUCUUUUGGCCAUAUUCGACUGUGUGGACGACACCAAGCUGGUCAAACAGGCUGUGCUCUCAGAGAUCCUAGAAUCUCUGGAUGAGGUCGUAGGUAACAAGUACGGUAAAAAGGUCCUGGUGUACCUGCUGAGCCCCAGAGACCCGGCUCACCUGGUGCCGGAGAUCAUCAAGGUGUUGGAGCAGGGAGACGGAAACGCACACAGUAAAAAGGACACAGCAACUCGGAGGAAGGAGCUGCUGGAAGUUGUCUCCCCACCGCUGCUGGAGUACCUGUGUAACAACGCAGCUGCCAUGGCGAUGGACAAGGCAACCAGCGUCACCAUCAGCGACAUCUUGGCGUCGGCCUGUGGGGACCUGCGGCCCGCCAUGACGGCUGUGGCUCAGCUGGCCAAUCAGGAGUUGGUACCAGGAGGGAUUAAAGGCGAGCUUCACAUGGCAGAGCAUCCAGCAGGACACCUGGUGCUGAAGUGGCUCAUAGAGCAGGACGUCACGCUGGCAGAGGCCGGCAAGGAAGAGCGAUUUGGGAGGAUCCUCGUGGACACAGUAGGAACAAAUAAGAUGAAGAGCUGGGCCAAAGUCAACAGAGGAGCCAUGGUGCUCUGCAGUUUGCUGAACAGCUGUGACAAGUCUGUGGCUGCGGAGGUGAAGGCGGUGCUGGAGUCCAUCAGGUCGGAGCUUAGCAGCAUCAGCAACAACAAAGGCGUGGAAAUCCUGCUGGAGAAUCUGAACAAGUAGACCUUUUUCUUCCAAACAAACUGCUGAUGUUUAACCCAUCGCUGCCUCUGUGGCACCAACACCUGCAUGACUGUGAGCGAUUGAAGCAGAAAAUGGGAACAUUUUUCAGGAAGUGGAUACAACCUGACACACUGCUGUGUAAUUACAGUGGAUGGAAAUUUUUUUGGAAUCUGGGAAAUUAGGAAAAGUGUUUGGAAAAAUGGUCACCGCUACAAGAAAACAGAUUACAAACAUGGAAGAACAGCUGGCAGUUCAAAAGUCAACGGACAGCACACACAAAUUCUCAGAUAAUCAGUUUCGAGUCCAUUACUGUCUUUGAAACUCAGCACUUCAUAAUUUACAUUAAACAAAUCUGGACAAAGUGAUGGGUUUCAUGGACAGAAGCUAAAAUGUUUAGAUACAGAGCUGAUUAGUGAAUGGGAAACAGCCUCUGUCUGCGAUUGAUGAGCUUAGCAUGACUGAAUGAAUCAUGACGAGAUCUUCAAGAAAUGAACAGAGGUCUCUUAUACUUACUGUAAUUAUAAGAGAAAAUCCUGCUUAUUUUAUGCUUGGGGUCUUCUCCAGUUGACUUGAUUUUAAAAUCUAUGUUCAGGCCAACUGAACAUGCAACUCUGCAGGUCAUUAAAAGCACAGAAAAGGUGUGACAAGUAAAACCAUGUGCAUAACAUGACAAAGCCCAAAGUUUUUUGGUAAUUUGUGUGAACUAGGAUUCAUCUGGUCAGCCUUCAGAUUUGUUUUGUAAGAUUUUAUGUUGUAAGCAUCAGCUACAAAGUUACUGUGUUUGCAAAAUAAAGACUACUGUGACAAUUAU